GGCGCGUAGGCAAGGCGGUCUCUACAUUUCCCAGCGCGGAUAGUCGCCGUGUCGGAACAGGCUCGAACGCGGGUGCCGGGGCAGCAGACGGGGGCAGCGUGGGCAGGCAGGAGAAGGGAGCGACCAAGCGAACGCGCGACGCUCGCAUCUCGGGCGACAUGAGCUUUGCGGAGUACGGCGCGCGGGUGCGCGACGGCGACACGGUCAUCCUCUACCUGGGCCACGACGCGCUGCUGCCUGUGCGGGCCAAGGCCGGCGCCGUCACGCAGACGCGCUUCGGCGCCGUGCGCCACUCGGACGCGCUGCUGGGACGCCCGUUCGGCUCGCGCGUGGCUUGCGGCCGCACGGGCGGCUGGGCCUACGCGCUGCACCCGACGCCCGAGCUUUGGACGCGAUCGCUGCCGCACCGCACGCAGAUCCUCUACAGCACCGACAUCGCCAUGGUGACGCUCAUGCUGGACCUGCGGCCUGGAUCGGUGGUGUGCGAGUCCGGCACGGGGAGCGGCUCGCUGUCGCACGCGCUGCUGCGCACCAUCGCGCCCUCGGGCCACCUGCACACGGUGGAGUUCCACGAGCAGCGAGCGGCCAGCGCCGCCGAGGAGUUUGAGCGGCACGGCGUGGGGCGGCUCGCCACCGUGCGCUGCCGGGACGUUUGCCGCGAGGGAUUCGGCGUCGCCGGCGUAGCCGACGCCGUCUUCCUCGACAUCCCCUCGCCCUGGGAUGCUGUCCCCCACGCACGCGACGCCAUGAAGACCUCGGGCGGGCGCAUCUGCUCCUUCUCCCCGUGCAUCGAGCAGGUGCAGCGCACGUGCCAGGCGCUCGCGGGGCUCGGCUUCGUGGAGCCCUCCACCCUCGAGGUCUUGCUGCGCCCGCUCGACGUCCGCACCAUCAACCUGCCGGUUCCGGACCUGGGGCAGGGGGGCGUCCGGGCGUCCGGCGAUGGGGGGGGGCGGCCCCGUGCCCCGCACGCCGUGCCCGUGGGGGUCGUGGACAGUGCGCGGGGGGUUUACAGCUUCAAGGCGGGCUGCCCCCCCAGGGAGAUGCCGGGACAUACCGGGUACCUCACCUUCGCCACGCUUCCUCCGGCGGCAUAGCCGGCGUCACAAGAUCAGCGGCAACGAACUUCUCCGCUUAUUUUUUUUCAUAUUUUUUUUCAUUUUUUUUUCUAUUCCACACCCUCCCUCGCCUCGUGCAUUGACGGGCACAGAUCAACAUUUGGACGCUCCGGGGAAUGUCUCCGCCUCUAGAACUCGAGAUGGUCCCCGUCGCGUCGCUGUGUGCGAGCGGUGAAAGGCAGGGCUCGCCUCCUCGAGCUGCGGUUCGAUUCAGCGUGGUUGCCGUGGUUGCCGUUGUUGCCGCGGUUGCCGUGGUUGCCGUGGUUGCCGUGGUUCGCUGCCGCUUGCUCGAGUUGAACGGCAGCGCCGAGAAUCUGCUGGGCAAGGAACCUCGGCACCACCUGCCGCUGCCACUGCCGCCCAAUUGGACUCUCGAUGCUUCCACCCUCGCUCCUCCGUGCCCCCUAAUCCAAAAGCUAACCCGCAACCUGAACCCUCACCCUCGGCGUGUGAGCCGCCCUCGUUGAGCUUGUAAAAAACACGCGGGUGGCGGAGGGUGGGCGUGGUGGGGGGGGGGCGGCUGCGUGCUUCGUCCCCCGCGCUGUUGAUUGCCGUUUAUCGGUGCAACCAGGUGGUCACCGUGCCUCGCUCGGCUGCGGAGGUCACGCGCUGGGGAGAGGGGCGUGAAGGGGGUUUAAAUUUAGGUUUGCCGAGCGUGGCGCCGACCUCCGAGUCGAACUCGGAUCCCGGUGCGGUGCGGGUGUUGCGCAACGGCCGCCCGCGCGCGGGGGGCUGCCAAGUAGGUGGCACGUCGGGACGGGCACGGCGGGGUGCGCUGGGGGGGGGGGGCACCACAAUGCAGAUAAAAAUACCCGUGCCCUGGCGGCGCAGCUGUUGCCGCUCGUUAGCCCGCGCUGUAAGUGGCGGUAUUUUAUAAUUACAUUUUUUUGUUCAAGGAGGGAGCUAUAGCAGUGUGCGUUGGGUUAGUCGCGAGUGUGCCUCCUGUUUCGUUUGUACAGUAAAUGUUUUUCUUUUUAGAUUUCCAGAGGCGCACCCCAUUAGAAACUGCCGACGACGUAAUUUCAUCGUGCCGGGAUGCACCUGCGCCCUCCAGUUUGGAGAACUCUUAACUGAGUAGUUUUUUUUUUAAACUCGUGUUUUAUUUUAAUGCAACAAAAUAUAAACGAUUUGUCCUUCUCUGCAAUUUUGUCCAGAUUGUGCUUUUGGUGUUGUGUCUUGAGACAAAUCCGUUUGGGCCCGUGGAAGUGGAAAUUGUAGAAUUGCUGCUGAGAAGCCUCUUCAGAUGACCUUCACUCUACACAUUGGGGCGCAGCGUUUUCACAUCCACCCCGCUUGACAGAGCAAUGAGCAUCGCAUGAGAGUCAAAUGGAUAUUUAUUUAACUCGCAGAGUUGAAAUUCAACAAAAUUAGGUGCAAGCCCAAAUUUAAUGUGAGGAGUCUUUUUUUGUGCAGUCAUUGGUGAACUGGACUUACAUCAUCAACUCCGCCAUGCUUGGGAGCGCAGUUUAACAGUUCAGUCACUAGCAGCGACCUCCAUUCGUACCCAAAGUCACAGCUUAGCUCAGCACUUUGACCUCUUGAGCCACUUGGGUUUCUCAAAAUAUGGCAUUUUGUAAGUGACAAGCCCCCUGAAGUUUUGCAUACGACCACAGUAACCGGUUGCCGUGCUCGCUAAUCAACGAGCGGCCCGGGGCUCGUGCGUGCGUGCGCGUGUGGUUGCAUUUAAGACUUUGGCCCUGGGACAUUUUUCCCGUGU
Molecule: messenger RNA, 2832 nt
Organism: Lethenteron reissneri (Far Eastern brook lamprey)
Lineage: Eukaryota; Metazoa; Chordata; Hyperoartia; Petromyzontiformes; Petromyzontidae
Gene: TRMT61A
Product: tRNA methyltransferase 61A
Biological process (GO): tRNA methylation
Cellular component (GO): nucleus; tRNA (m1A) methyltransferase complex
Molecular function (GO): tRNA (adenine(58)-N1)-methyltransferase activity
Source: RefSeq, a predicted model, not a curated record